GUUCAUAUAAAAUCAUACAUAAUGAACUGGUGUUUGUUAACUUUCUGUCUAUUAUUCUUUACGUCGGCAAUUUGCGAAGACCGAUAUGUCACUUAUAUCAACGCGCAGCAGUCUUCUUGGGUGGCAGGACAAAAUUUUGACGACACAUUAGCCGCCAUAAAGACAUUCAAGGAAGCCGGUGAAAAGUUUCGAUCAAAUGGACAUGCUGUUGUGACUUUGGAUUUCGUUUCUUUUAUCGACGAUAACACCACAGUCUUACCAGAGACGUUCGAUGCGAGAGAUGAGUGGUCAAACUGUACUAGUAUCGGAAGAGUUUGGGACCAGGGAGCUUGCGAGGCAAGCUGGGCGAUAGCCUCGACGUCAGUGAUGUCCGAUAGGAUUUGCAUCCAUUCCAAUUUUACAACAACGCCCACAAUAUCGCCCCAAGAUUUAAUAUCGUGCUGUAGGAGCUGCAAAAUAGACUGCGACGGUGGUUUCGCAAUACUAGCCUGGAGUUAUUGGAAUAAUAGUGGCAUCGUGACAGGUGGACCCUACGAAUCCUAUACGGGUUGCAAAAGUUAUGUUAAUAGGCCAUGCGAACAUACAAACGGAACUGAGGGAGUUAUGUGUUCUGAUCUAAAUGGGUCCAUAGAUACUUGCUACUAUGCAUGCGAUGCCAAUGCACCGCAAUCGUUAUCGUACGAUAGCGAUUUGUACUUCGGCGAAGCCCCGUAUUUCGUCGACGCCACCGAAAGACAAAUCAAGUUGGAAAUAAUGAAUAACGGGCCAGUCCAUGCCUUGUUCGAUGUAUUCUCCGAUUUCUUUUACUACAAAAGCGGGUUGUAUGUUCCAACCGAAGAUGCGGAAUGGGUAUCAGAAAACUCAGCCAAGAUCAUCGGUUGGGGUAAAGAAAAUGACACCGCUUACUGGCUGAUGGUCAAUUCAUGGAACACCAGCUGGGGUGAUGGUGGUCUGUUCAAAUGGCCUGUAAACCAAACGGAUUAUCCCCUCGAGGCAGCAGUUUUCGCGGCGAUACCCAUACUUUGAUUCAGUUUUUUCAUUGAUCUAAUAAAAG
Cylas formicarius (sweet potato weevil) is the source of this 1054-nucleotide messenger RNA. RefSeq names its product cathepsin B-like. Gene Ontology annotation, cellular component: lysosome. The coding region runs from base 22 to 1026 and encodes 334 amino acids. Lineage: Eukaryota; Metazoa; Arthropoda; Insecta; Coleoptera; Brentidae. Gene Ontology annotation, molecular function: cysteine-type endopeptidase activity. The transcript is spliced from 4 exons. The record is from RefSeq and is a predicted model, not a curated record.